AUACAUACAUCCAACUUGUAAGGUCGGCUUAACAAUUAACAAUGAAAAUUGCACAUAUCCAUCCACACAAUCAAUGGCAUUUAUAAAUAUGUUUUAUUCACUCACAAAUAAUCAUUAAAUAAUUUAACUUUGCAAGUUUUACAACUUCUCAAAACGUAACCUUUCCAGUACACAGGUCUAUAAGUUUCGGAACAGCCUCCAACAAUGCAAUUUGCCCAAACGACAUCACUUUUUCCUCUUCUUCUCCUUCUCGUCACCCAAGUGACCUCGGACUGCUGCGGAACCUGGUAUCAAUUUCACUGUCCCCGCGGUCCGGACGGGAAUGCGCUCGUCCUUUGCGCCGACUGCACGCGCGGAACGCCCUUUUGCGGCUACGACGCGUGCAACAUCUUCGGCUGCAACUGCGAGUGUCGCGUGGCCCCCGGAGACGCCGUUGUGCACGAUACGGAAGACACGUCAAGCAUGGUGAGCGAAAAGGUGGACAAAAUUGUGGCGUCGUUGGACAAGAAUGGCGACGGAGUCAUUGACAGGGACGAAUUUCACGGGGUCCGCGUCCCUCCAGGAAGGAGCCAUCCAGUCUAUUUAUUCUACGAAUUUGUCUCUUUGGACAGAAAUAGGAACCUGGUGAUCGAACCGGGGGAAAUUGAUGGGAAUUAUGUAGCUAAGAAAGAAGAGAGCUGAAUAAACAAAGCGAAAAUAAAAAAAAUGGUUUCAUAAAAAAUCUGUAAUUUUUCAUUUCUAUUUUUUGACAGUGUUUUAUUCACUAAUUUUAUGUGUACAAUGUACAGUGCGGGUGAGAGAACAAUGCAUAAUAAAUAUUGAAGGAAACGACUCGAACAAAUUA
Folsomia candida is the source of this 844-nucleotide messenger RNA. RefSeq lists its product as uncharacterized. Bases 205 to 681 code for a protein of 158 amino acids. Lineage: Eukaryota; Metazoa; Arthropoda; Collembola; Entomobryomorpha; Isotomidae. Gene Ontology annotation, molecular function: calcium ion binding. The record is from RefSeq and is a predicted model, not a curated record. The transcript is spliced from 2 exons.